This is a messenger RNA of Astyanax mexicanus (Mexican tetra), 9820 nucleotides long. It is a transcript of the gene radil, whose product is annotated as Ras association and DIL domains. The coding region runs from base 172 to 3675 and encodes 1167 amino acids. The record is from RefSeq and is a predicted model, not a curated record. Lineage: Eukaryota; Metazoa; Chordata; Actinopteri; Characiformes; Acestrorhamphidae. The transcript is spliced from 16 exons. Gene Ontology annotation, cellular component: microtubule. Gene Ontology annotation, biological process: signal transduction; substrate adhesion-dependent cell spreading; neural crest cell migration. Gene Ontology annotation, molecular function: GTPase binding.
UCGCUCGCGCGCCGUUGCCAGUGGAGACCCGCAGUAGCCAGGGAGACGGGACGCACGCACGCGCGCGAUCUUUCGGAAUUCUGCAGUUCUUGAAAAGUAACGGCUGCCGGGCGAUGCGGCGGAGCGGCUCGAGCUGAGUUCUAGUUCCUUCAACCAGCGCGCUCUGACACCAUGUUCUACGGCUCCACAUCCGCCAGCAUGUCACUGCCUUCCAAGAACCGCCUGAAGCGUCAGAGUCGCACCUUCACCCAGGUUCUUUACCGAACGCUGAGCUACAGGGACCGCCGCUCCGUCACCGACCUCCCAGAGCAGGUCCGAGAUGACCCCGCCGAGCUCUCCACUCAAACCUCUGCCCCUGGCGUGCUGAAGAUCUUCGGAGAUGAAAUCAGCACAGGAGCUAAUUAUAAAAGUGUGCUGGCCACGCCCCGCUCCAGUGCGCAAGAGCUCAUUAAGGAGGCACUGGAACGCUAUUCUUUGAACAAAGCUUGUGCAAGUAACUAUGUGCUGUGCGACGUCAUUGGGCGAUUCGAAGGGGUAGAGCGGCAGUGGCGGACCGAAUGUUUGCGGGCGCUGGGCAGCAACGAGAAACCCCUCCUCCUGCAGGAUCUGUGGAAGCCAAAGGAGGGGUUUGCCAGGCGCUUUGAGCUGAGGCGGAGAGCGGAGGUCGAGGAACUGGCUGCCAGAGAGAAAGACACGGUGACUGCAGGGUCUCACACCAACUCCCCCGUGUUAAUGUCCACUCUGAGUAGAGGGGGACAUGGUAGAUGCCACCGGAGCUCCCCCCGGGGCUGGCGUAUGGUACUACCCAGCACUCCGAUUCUUAAAGAUAUAAACGCUCAGGCCCGGAAGCUUCAGCGAAACCGCGCUAAAGGAACGAUGACUCUACAGCACGGCUCCACCUUCUGCCGCAGCCUCAGCGAAACCAGCCUCAACCUGGUGGGCCUGCCGGGGGAGGAGCCCAAACGCUACUACUCCACUCUGCCCGGGCCGGUCAGAGCGCGCUCCGCACGGGAAACUGAGGUUCGCAAGGAGAGAGAUGGGGGCGGAGUCAAGCACUCACUCUACCACUCGCCUCAUCUUCUUCUCCUGCAAGGAUACAAUCGACAGGACUGUCUCGUAUACCUGCUGAACAGAGAGCAGCACACGGUGGGUCAAGAGACGGCAUCUGCACGACCCAACAUCUGCCUGUCGUCACCAGAUAUCCUGCCGCUUCACUGCCGCAUCCGCCGUGCUCCUCCUCGUCGUUCCUCCUCCUCCUCUUCCUCGGCUUCUCCAGACCCACGGCUGCUGCUCGAGCCGGUCGCCCACGGCAACGUGUUGGUCAACUUCGCUCGAAUAGAGCGGCCCAUGCCCCUCCGUCACGGUGACCUGCUUUCCUUCGGUGCUCACUAUAUCUUCCUAUACAAGGACCCGCUGAGCGCUAAACCACUUCCUGCCCAGUCCCUCACCAGACUGCGCGCACUCGCAAGACUCUAUGACAGCGAAUCAGGGGGCGGGGCUGAAAAAGGAGAGGUGUGUCGGAUGUGUGGGAGCAUUCUGCGGGAACCUGUUGGGUCAUCAAUGCGUGGCUCCAGGACUCCACUGCGUAACUCGCAAAAACGUAAGCUGGCGCUAGAGUUCGAGCGGGCUCACGAGGACGCACUAGUGAACCGGGUGCUCACACUGAUUGAGCCAAGCGGAGACGACCACAAGCUCACACCGGCCUACCUGCUCUGCCUCUGCAUCAAGCACUCCGCUAACACGUUCCCACCUGGCAGCUUCGGGAAACUGCUGCUGAAAAUCGCCAAGAGGAUUCAGACCAUCGCCUGGGAGAAGACAAAGGAAUUGGCACAGAAGCAAGCUCAGCAUCAGGACCCAGCCUCCUUGUCUCUGCUCAGCAUCUCUGACCUUGUGCCAGACCUUCAGUUCAUUUUCUUUUGGAUGUCAAAUGCCAUCGAGAUCCUCUACUUCAUCCAGCAGAAAUCUCCGGCGUACAUGCAGAGCAUCGAAAUGAUGGACCCAAAAGCUGGAUCUAAAGAAUCACUCCUCUCUGCUACGAUAUCAGCCAAUGAAGAAGCCAUGACCAUUCUGGAGGAAGUGAUUAUGUACACUUUUCAACAAUGUGUCUAUUACAUCACUAAGUCCUUGUAUGUGGUGCUCCCAGCUUUGCUGGACUGCAACCCAUUCGGAGGAGAUGCGUCGUCAGAGCCGUGCCGCCGGGCAGCAGGUGUGUGUGUCUGCACCGUGUGUGUGAUGCCAGAGGCGGUGAGGAGGGUGGUGAGCGUGUUGCAGACCACGGCGGAUCUUCUACAACAGUACCAGGUUCACGCCGAGAUCCAGAGUCAGAUGUUCGCCUACCUGUUCUUCUUCACCAACGCCUCCCUCUUCAACCUUUUCAUCGAUAAAGGUCCUGCGAGAGGCUGGUUCCAGCGUUCUCGAGUGCUGCAGAUACAGGCAUGUGUGCGGAUGCUUCUGGACUGGGCGAAAGGUGCAGGCCGGGCUCAGCUGGCCCAGAAGUUUUUUGCGAAGCUGUGCAGCGCAGUCACCAUCCUCGCCACACCCGUACAACAGCUCUCACAGAUGAGUUGGAAAGUGCUGUGUUCAGAGCACCCCACUCUGAAACCAGUCCAACUACACAGAAUUCUCACACAGUACCAGCUCAUAGCUGAGGUGGGUCAUCUCCCAAUCUGGCAACCAAGCAGUGAAGAUGAGGCCUAUAUCUACAGAACAGUGGACUUGUUGGAAAGCUUUGAGAACCACCCUCCUAUUGUGUUGCCCAGCGCCGGAUUUAAGGUGGACCUGGAGAGUGACAGUGUGGAAGACAGUAUCUACAGGCAACUUCUUUAUAUCAGGCACUUCCUGUGGGGGCUCCGCACAAAGACACAUCCCUCCAACGGCAGCACAGACAGACAGGAAAACCAGCGUGACCAUCUUCAGCCCCACUGUAGCCCCCGGCCUGCUGCCCCCCAGCGAGGAGAGGGAGAGGGUGAGGUGCGGGACUGCUCCGGGACCCUAGGGGGACGUGGAGAGGGGGCGGGAGCGGAGGACAGAGCGACAGACAGAGCACCGCACAGCGCUCACUACAGAAACGGGACUGCCAGCCGCCUCGGCAGCCAGUCUCACGGCCCAGAGUCGUCCUGUCUCCUCACUCCUCCUAACACCCCUCUCUACCCAGACCUUGCACACUCACAGGCUGGUGCACCACUUUACCCUGAAUACGCCCACUCACGCGCUCACACACAGGCUAAUGGGUGUGUGCGCUCCACCCCUGAGCACAAGAAGAUCAAUGGAUUCAUCAGUAAUGGCAUUGAAGGCCCUCUGAGUGGCUGUGGCUUACCUUUCCCCGUCCCUCUGCCCCAUACCCUGGGUCCCGACUCUGACGCUAUCUGUUCCAUCUUUGUAGUGGACCUGGACAAAGGACCUUAUGGCCUUGGCAUGGGACUUAUCGAUGGACUUCACACUCCUCUGAACUCACCUGGAAUCUACAUCCGCACGCUGAUCCCUGAUGGUCCAGCUGCUUCGGAUGGCCGCCUGCAUAUUGGAGACAGAAUUCUGGCUGUAAAUGGAACCAGCCUCAUUGGAGCUGAUUACCAGAGUGCUGUUGAUCUGAUCAGGUUGGGCGGAGGGCGGCUCCGGUUUCUCGUCGCUAAGUCAGAUCCUGAAGUGUCGGAGAAGAUCAGUGCCUCUUCCUGCUGAGACUUGGGGGAAUAAUGGAGGGGGCUACAUCUUCGUUUCUCCACCAAAGCAAAACGAGUAGCUAACAGAAGCCCUCUUUACGUUUAGGAGGCAGUGAAUAAGCACAUUACGAGACACUCAGCGACCACUCUCCUUAACCUCCUAUUGCACUUAGAGGAGAGCCGUAGCACAGCAGGACCUUCAACAGGACAACAACACCUUUUUCUUCUUCGCUUCCUUUUGGAUCUUAGGGCAGUCUCCCAGAAUAGAGAUUUGUAAAAGAUGCUGAAGAGAUGAUUCUGUAUAAUCGCUGUCAUAUCAGAAUUCCACAGCUCCGGAUGUUUAGUUUUUUUUUUUUGAGACCAGGAUUUUCAUUUGAGGCCACCAGCUUUUCAUGAUUGUACAGCAUGGCAUGUUGGUCCAUGAUUACAUCAAAUGAGACAUUACUACACAAAAUACAUAGAAAAUGAAUAAGUAAUGAUAUGAGUUGUCAGGUUUUGUUAUGACAGCGAUUAAAUGCUUGUAUCAGACUAUGCUUGACAGUAAAACACAACACCACAUCAGAAAACGUUGGGACAGUAUGGAAAAUGCCAGAAAAUAUAUACAUAUGUAUUUACUUCUCACAUUGUUCACUUCAUUUAAUUUGUUAAUAUACAUCCAUAUUAUACAUUUCUGCAUUUUUAGGCCUGCAACACGUUGCAAAAAUAGUUGGGACAAGGCUUUUAUUAAGAUAAUAAUGAGCUUAUUAGACAUGCAGUUUUAAAUAGGUGAUUGCAAUCAUGGUUUGGUACCACAGCAUGCCACAAAAAGCUGCUUUAAUGUCAUUAAACAAUUUAAGGAAUCAGGAUUUAAGAAACAAUUUAACCCUUUCAGACCUGAAUUAUGUUCCAGUCAUGGGAUAAGAAUAAGAAUAUAAGAAUGCUGUUUUUUGUGUGAUGUACACAAAACAGGACAGUAAUAUUUUAAUCUAAACUCCUAACUAAAACAUUUAACUGCUUUAUAAUGUUCAUUGCAUUGUUUAGCAUUUGUAUUUUAUAUUUGCUAUAUUUGCGACCUCUUUAUUUCACCACCCAUGCCUGAACAAAAAAAUAACGAUUAUUAAAAGUGUUCUAAAAAACAUAAAAUCAGUAAAAAUGAGCUCUUACUUUGCCUCAUGUCCGAGGUACUGUAUUUUCCAGUGCAGUGGGUGGGGCUUAUGUCUGAUGGACAACAGGCCUUAAUGAUUGUUAUAUGCUUAAACAUUAAAACAUUAAAAAAUGUGCAAUGUCCCUUGUAAUGCACUGCACCAAGAACUGUCAUUUAGCAGUGGCUGAUUAAACCACAACCAGGAGCAAGGGAUUAGUUUGGCAAACCUUUGUCAAGCACUAAAAUACAAAUUUACAUUCAUAAAUGGCACUAUAGACUUGAGAGUAGAGAUAUACUUGCUUUUAUUAACUAUAUGUUCACGUACCUCACGAAGUGGUGCCUCACGUAUUUUGCAUUCGUUUUGUGUUGCUUGUGCACAUCUAAAACCAUAGGGGGCGGUACAUCCCUCAGCAGCAUCUUACGAAGAACUUACAGACAGUUUUGAGGAGCAGCUCCAUGAUGAGUCCUUGCUGCUGCACAUCGACAAAUAUGCUAAUUUAGAACAGCUGGUGAAAGAUCAGCCUCGCUUUAAAGGUCAAUGUGGAAACGUGUAAAUUGAAAUGAAAACAAAUCAGUGACCGCUACGUCCGUGCAAGACUGCAAAUGCUAUAGGAACAGAGCAGGCACAGAGCUGACAAGGGUUUUGUCCCGCAGGGGCCUAAACUGUCCUCUAGUGGAAGCCUCCAGUAACAUUCAUAAUAAUAGAUACAUUGGUAAUGCACCAUGGGCCCUAUCGUGCAUGCUCAUUGCUAUCUUACACCCUGUCAACAGCCUUUUUUCUCGCCUUGCGCCCACGCUGUAAAAUAGCAUCAGAGUUUAAGAAUAAAUCUACAGUGAGUCUGGAAGUGAGGUGCGUUAAGGUCAAUUUCUGGUGUGUUGCUCUCUUGGCAAAUCCAAAUCAAAUCAAAUGUAUUUAAUUGAUUUAAUUAUAUAGAGCUUUCUACAACUGAUGUUGUAACCAACAGCUUUACAGAGCAAAGAAUCAGACAAAACCCUAAACAUAUAAUAAAGAACCCCCCAGUGAGCGCAGAGGCAAGAAAAAGCUCCCUCAGAGCUGGAGGAGAAAGAAACCUUAGGAGGAGCAAGACUCACAUAUAAGGGGGAACCAUCCUACCACUGUUCAGACAGCUUUUAAAUGAAUUUCAAAAAGUCCAAAAAGUCUUAAUACAUCCAGCUUUUACAUCCACAAUAAACAGAAGUGAAAAAAAAAUAAAUAAAUAAUAUUGCUGUUCCCUUAAAUUACCAGCUGGCUCACCUUUACAUUGUGAACAUGGAGGUCAGUAUCCUCUGCUGAAACACAUAAAAGCGCCACACUGUUAAAAUAUCAAUGCGCCAAAGUUAGAGUGCAGCUGGCUCUUAAAGGGAAAUACAGGUGACACACUGAUAACUUGGUUCAGUUCAUGUUACGCCCAAAACACGCCCUGUGCGCUAUAGAUCGAUAAAAUAGGGCCUCAUGUGUUUCAGACCAAAGACAAAAAUGACCAUUUAGAGUGUCAUCAGCAAAAUAACAUUUCAAACACAUUAUCGCUUGGUAUCCUUGGUGUCAAACGUCUUUUAAGUGUUGUGAGAAGGAAUAUGUGCAUUACAGAGUAGAAAAUGUUUUACCAUCCCAUCUUUUUUGGAAUAUGUCACAGGCCUAAAUGCAGGGAUUAAUUGAGUAUGAAAUACAUUGGGUAAUUUUGUCUGCAUUUUUGUUUUUGCAGUUUGCAUACUGUCACAACUUUUUCUGAUUUGGAGAAGUAACUGAUAACACAGUGAACAGAUUCCACAGCCAGUUUUGCUAAAUUGGUAAAUCAUUGUUUGCGUUUAGCCUUUUUUCUUCAUAUAAGCUUGAAAUUGAAGUGUAAAUUUGCUCUAAAUUUGAAGAUGUGCCGUCUUUUUUCGACAGCCUUGCUAAAAAGACACAAUGUAUCCUGUUUACAGUUACUUAUCACACAUGUCUGAAAAAAAAAGAGCUUCCGCUUGGUAAAUUUCUGAAUGUUUCUGAUCAAUGAAGUUACCUCUGUAUGAACUCCACAGCUAAAUGGUAAAACUGCAAAAUGAAUAGUACAUAAACAUAGACCAAAUGUGCUGCAAUGUUCAGUUUCAUGUACAGUUGUGAUGGGAAGUUUAUGUGCACUCAUGGUCAUAUGUAAGUGUCAUGGCAAUAUUGAGCUUGUAUAGUAUUUUGUUUGGGGAGGGAACAAUAGUAUUGAGACACCUGCUCAUUCAUUGGCUCCUCUGAAGUCAAGAGUACUAAAAAGAGUUUGUCCUGCUUUUGUUGGAGUAACUGUCUACAGUCUAGGAAAGGUGUUCUACUAGAUCAUGGAGCAUUGCUGUGAGGGUUUGAUUGCAGUCAGUGAGAAGAGUGUUAGCAAGGUCAGAGUGUUUAAAAAUGAUCACCCUACCACUUCAACCCAAAAGAAUUGGAUAAAGCGCCAUAAUUCCAGAGAACACAGUUCCUAUGCUCCACCGCCAUCUAAAUCAAGUUACUUACUCUUAGUAAGUGCUAAGCAAGGCAUUGUGGAAGUAGCUACACCUUUUUGAACUGUACCAUCAUAUAAUUCUUUGAUAUAUCAUAUCAUUCUUUGAUUCUUUGAACUGAUAGUUGUGGAAAUGACUCUUAGGUAAAUCUACAUCCAUCCUUCUUAGGUCUGCUCUGAGCUCCUUGAACAUUCUUAUUGUGGUUACUAAGGCCAUUCUAUACCAUUUUUUAACCAGUGGGAAAACUUUAGACCAGUUAGAUUCUGUGUUGCUAAAUAAGCAUCAAGAAAGUGUCUCAUCAAUGGCUGUUAUCAGAUGCUAACUUGCUAAACAAAGCAUAUUAACUAAGGGUGCUUUCACACCUAUCAAAACAGAAAUAAAAAUAAUCUGAGAAUGUGAGAAAAUUCCCAUUUACUCACAAUUUAGCUAGGCCAAUUGUCCCACCUAUUCAAUUGCUAGUCAGCUGUAUAUCCCCCAUCACUGAUGAUGCCACAACACCAGGAGGGUGAAGACUAACACAUGCCUCCUCUGAUACAUGUGAAGUCAGACUCUGCCUCUUUUCAAACUGCUGCUGAUGCAGCAUUGCUGAAUAGCAUCACAGCGUACUUGGAGGAAAGUACAGCACAGGUGCCUUGUGCUGACUGGCAUCACACUAGAAGUGAUGAUUGCCAUCUACCCACUUGGAGAGAGCAAGUCCUCUCCCAGGGCUGCGGGAGCUGAUGGCAAGCUGCAUGGCCGGGAUUCAAACCAGUGAUCUCCCAAUCAUCACUGGACCACUCCACCGCCCUUGACAAUCAUCUUUUACAUUCAAUUUUCCGUGAGAUGUGCAUGUGAAUGGGAGUCGGUUUUAAAAGGGAGCUAGAAUUCAUCACAACAUUCUACAAGCCAAUUAAUAUGAAGUAUAGAGAGAGACACAGCACAUGUAACUGAUAAUGAUAGGAUGCAGUAGUUAUUUAAUGUGCUUAAUAAACUGCAGUGUAAAACCAAAACUAACCGGACCAAAUACUGUAUGCAUAAUGUAUCAACUCUGAUCUGGGCUUUUAUGCAAAUUUGAGAGCUUUUCUUGCUAGAUACCGGCCUCGUCCAACAUUGCUAUCGCAUCAUUAGCAGGCUUGUCCCACAUCACUACCACACAGUUAGUAUGACCUUUCUUGCUAUCCAUUAGUCUCUAUGCUCUCCCACUGAGUAACUCUAAGUUAGCUAACCAUGUGGAGAAAACCAGGCCGAGCCUGGUUUAUAAGUGUUCCAAGCUGAACUGUGUCUGUGUGGAAAAGACAUACGUAGCCAAUCGGGAUCACUAACAGGACAUUAAGAGACCUUGAUCUUAAAAUUAGAUUACAUUGUUAAACUUCCAGAACCACUGAGGUUGGUAUAUAAAAAGCUCCGGUAUAUAUAUAAAGCUCUGGACAAAAAUAUAAGAGACCACUUAAAAAUUAUGAGUUUCUUUGGUUUUACCAAUUUUCUGGCACCAGGAGUGGUAUAAAGUUAUCCAAAAGCAGUGUGUAAGACUGGUGGAGGAGAACAUGCCAAGAUGCAUGAAAACUGCGAUUACAAACCAGGGUUACUCCACCAAAUAUUGAUUUUUGAACUCUUAAAACUUUAUGAAUAUGAACUUGUUUUUUUUUUAAAGCUCUGCGUCUUUUUUGUUUUUGUUUUGUCUUUUUGGAGAAAUGUUGUCCGUAGUUUUUAGAAUAAAACAAGAAUGUUCGUUUUACUCAAACAAAUACCUAUAAACAGCAAAAUCAAAGAAACUGAUUUAGAAACUGAAGUGGUCUCUUUUUUCAAGAGUUGUAUAUCUAUAUAUCUAUAUUUAUUUUGACACUGUUGAUUUCAGCUUCUUUCAGCUAAUUGUGUAUGUUAUAACUCAUUCUGCCUCAGAAAAAGAACUAUAUUGCUAUGACAUUCAUGAUCAUGAUAAAUGUGCAUAAGCCAUAAACUUCCAACUACAGCUGUAUCUAGUUUAUCAUUAGGUUUAGUUUCAUUUGACCAUCAUUUGCGCUAACUGAUGUCAAAUAUUCCUACUUAUCUCUGCCUGUACCAGCGCUUUCUUCUUUUUAAUCCUUUCUUCUUACAUUUUCUUGUCCGUCUUCCUUAUAAAAGUACUUUUCCCAUGUUAUUUUUUUUUUCAAACUUUUUCCAGAUAUUACGACCUGUUCUUUCUUCUUCUAUCAAAGCCCCCAUCAGAAAUGCUGUAAGCAGUGCUGUUGCUGCCUGUAGAAUAGCACCAACAUUAAAAACAGGGUAAACGCAUUAUAGAAUGAAAUCCUCUGUUGUUGCAGUAGUUAAAUAUGACCUGCUAAUAUAAGGAUUUCUGAUUGGGGCUUUAAACUCAUAUCCUAUCCGUAUAUACUUGACAUACAGACUUAUAAUAAGACACAAAUACAUAAACGAGCUGGCGUUUUUAUUUAUAACAAAAAAAAAAAGAUCGAAUCUGCACAAGUUUUACGAUAUGCAAAAAUGACAUUUAUUUUUGUUCCCAUUAUUUCAUGUUUGUAUAUUAUCUGUAUUGGUAUAUUUCAUAAUUGCAUUUUUUCUCAAUUAAACUUGUAUUUGGAGGAUUUAUAUGUCGAUAUACAUU